Molecule: messenger RNA, 3329 nt
Organism: Camelus dromedarius (Arabian camel)
Lineage: Eukaryota; Metazoa; Chordata; Mammalia; Artiodactyla; Camelidae
Gene: LTB4R2
Product: leukotriene B4 receptor 2
Exons: 1
Coding region: 1-1065 (354 amino acids)
Biological process (GO): neuropeptide signaling pathway
Cellular component (GO): plasma membrane
Molecular function (GO): leukotriene B4 receptor activity; G protein-coupled peptide receptor activity
Source: RefSeq, a predicted model, not a curated record
AUGUCGCUCUGCUACCGUCCCCCAGGGAAUGAGACGCUGCUGAGCUCGAAGACUUCGAGGGCCACAGGCGCUGCCUUCCUGCUGCUGGCGGCGCUUCUGGGGCUGCCGGGCAAUGGCUUCGUCGUGUGGAGCUUGGCGGGCUGGCGGCCGGCCGGGGGGCGACCGCUGGCGGCCACGCUCGUCCUGCAUCUGGCGCUGGCCGACGGCUUGGUGCUGCUGCUCACGCCGCUCUUCGUGGCCUUCCUGACCGGGAAGGCCUGGCCGCUGGGCCAGGCGGGCUGCAAGGCGGUGUACUACGUGUGCACACUCAGCAUGUACGCCAGCGUGCUGCUCACCAGCCUGCUCAGCCUGCAGCGCUGCCUCGCCGUCACCCGCCCCUUCCUGGCACCCCGGCUGCGCAGCCCCGCCCUGGCCCGCCGCCUGCUGCUGGCCGUCUGGAUGGCCGCUCUGGUGCUCGCCAGCCCGGUCGCUGUCUACCGCCACCUCUGGGCGGACCGUGUGUGCCAGCUGUGCCACCCAUCGCGCGCCCACGCCGCUGCCCACCUGAGCCUGGAGACCCUGACCGCCUUCGUGUUUCCCUUUGGGCUGGUGCUCGGCUGCUACGGCGUGACGCUGGCGCGGCUGCGGGGCGCCCGCUGGGGCGCCGGGCGGCACAGGACGCAGGUGGGCCGGCUGGUGGGCGCCAUCGUGCUGGCCUUCGGCUUGCUCUGGGCCCCCUACCACGCCGUCAACGUCCUGCAGGUGCUCGCCGCUCUGGCUCCGCCCGAAGGGGCCUUGGCGAGGCUCGGCGGGGCGGGCCAGGCGGCGCGAGCUGGAACUACGGCUUUGGCCUUCUUCAGCUCCAGCGUCAACCCAGUGCUCUACGUCUUCACCGCCCGCGAUUUGCUGCCCCGCGCGGGUCCCCGCUUCCUCAUGCGGCUCUUUGAGGGCUCUGGAGAGGCCCGAGGGGGCGGCCUCUCUAGAGAAGGGACCAUGGAGCUGCGAGCUACCACUCGGCUCAAAGUGGCGGGUCAGGGCCGCGGCAAUGGUGACCCCGGGGGCGGGGCGAAGGACAGUCAGGGAUGAGACCCUUGACAUCAAACCCUGCAACCGGGCAUGCUCUUCCCUAUCCCCUUCCAUCGCCCCCCAGAACUCAGGGAACCCCUCUGGAGGGUUUGGGGAUCCUUCUCUGACCAGUUUGGCUCUGGCUGGGCAGAAUUAUUAUAUAUCUGGGGCAGGCCCAAGUUCCUCCAGACUGAGGGAUUGUGAUGGUCUGGUCCGUGUUAAAGAAUAUCAUGUACUUGCAAGUUGGUAUGUGCCCAGGUGCCAAAGCUGUUUAUUUGUUGCCAAUAGCUAUUGUGAAAUACACUGGGCAGCCAAUACAUGAUGGCUGAAGGGUGCUCCCCCUAGUGGCUCACCACACCUGAGUUGUACUGAGGCCAUCUGUUUCCCUGCUGGGCCAGGCCAAGGCUGGGCAAUGCCAGCUUUCAGUGGCAUUUUGACCUGUCCUCUGCAGCCCAGGUGGCCUGGUUCCCCCAAGCUAACCCACAGAAACACUCUGGAAAUAACGAGGGAAAGAGGAAGGAAAGGUAUGGGUGCUUGGAUGAGGUGUGGUGAUAGGGUCCAUUCUCUAGGGACUGUAAAAGCCGAGUUGGGGGAACUGGCUCUGGAAGGAGAAAGCCAACUGUGGGGUUUGAAAGGAAAGUUUUCCUGUCUGCCUAGUGGUUGGUACUGGGUGGGGAGUGGGGAGGGACCCUGGGAGUCUGAGACAUAGCCUCUGAAUCCAACUCUCCUCCCAAAUGUCGCCUGACUCAAAAAGGAGCCCAGGAGCAGGCACUCACUUACCCAGGGGGCAUCUGGAGUUGGAGAUGAGGAGGAUGGGGGAUGGUGUGGAUAUCUGGAGGACAGGCAGGAUUUUUCAGGGAGAGGACAUCUCUCCUUCCUCCCCCUCUUCUCUCAGCCAAUUCUUGACUCCUCCCAAGACUGCUAACUGUUCUUCACUUCCUCCAAUACUGCUCAGCCCCCAUCUUUUGGAAUCUCUCUGUUUCUAAGUCUUGAGACUGUUCUGGAUCCUGACAUUCUUGUGUUUGGGGAUGUAGGAUGGGGUCCUUUUUCAGGGCAUGUCCAUGGGCACACACAUGUGGUCACUAGGGUGACCAAUUCAUCCCCAUUUGUGUCAGACUUUCCCUGUUUUAGCAAUGCAAGUUUCCUGUCCCAGCCCCCUCAGUCCCAGGCAAACUUAGACGGUUGGCCAUCACCCCAGGUUCUGGGGUGGAGCUCUGGACUUCGGGGGCAGAAAGUAUGCUUAGAAUGUCUAGUCUGAGGUGGAGGAGGAAAGGCCACUGAGAGGGAUGGUGGUGGGGAGCAGCCUGGGAGAGGAGGCAGAGACAACCCAGUUCCUAUUAGAAGGGGCCUCUGGUUGACCCUGGGGCUCUAAGCCCGUAGCUUUGAUUCCCAAACACUGACUCAGGAGCCACUUCCUAUCCUCACGCACCGGGGCAGAGGCUCCAUGACUUCUAUUACGUAGUCCCCAUCUCACACACCCUCUGCGGUCAGAAAGCCCUUCCUCAUCUCUGCCUUCAGUUCUUACUGCGGUUUCAGCCCUUUUUGUUUGUUUGGUUUUUGUUAUAUCCUUUGCCUGAGAGCUGCUGGGUCAACUCUGCUCUGCCUUUUUUCAAAGCAGGGAAAGUGGAGUUACUGCAAAGGGUAAGGGACCUCAAUGACCACGAUUACACUCUGUGUCUUUGCUGCGAAGUGGCAUUGUUGGAAGGGAAGCAAGAAGGCAAAUGGUCACAGUGAAGGAAAGACUUUUCAGUUCUUAGCUUCUAUAGGAAAGUUCAAGAAGAGGAGACUGCCCUCCUUCCAGGGAGAGGGGAGAGUGAGACUUCUGGAGGCUGUUUCCCUUUCCACAUUCCUGGUUUCCCUCUUGGAAGGGCAGGCAUAAGGUAUCACUGCCCCCUCUCCCUCACACCUGCUCCCUCUGCUCAGCCUCUGCUUUCUCUGUGUGUCUAAGGUGGGACUGAACUGUGGGAAGGUAGGAAAGAGGUGGUGAUGACCUCUGGACCCAAUGCCCAGAUUUUACAUCCAAAUUAACAUGGCAGGGUAGCCACAUGUGCAAGUGCAAGGCAAGUGGUUGGGGAAGGAGACGAAAUUGUCUUUUCUUUUUUUUCAGUGGAGGUACUAGGGAUUGAAACCAGGACCUUGUGCAUGCUGAGCACGCACUCUACCACUAAGCUAUACUCUGUCCCCCGAGAUUGUCAUUCUGUGUGAUAACAGAGAGACCCUUUGGGCUUUGGCAUCUGCCAAGUAGAAGGGAGAUGGACCUAGAAUGGAACCAGUCUUUUUUUUUU